AUGUCUAUUCAAACAUCAAUGAAUUCUCAAUUUGAUGCUAUUGAAUUGAUUACACAACGCACACUUAUUCCGCAACGUAUUAGUGAAUUAUUAAUAGAACGUGCUGCUCAAUUUGGUUUAUUACUUGAUGAUAUUUCAACUACACAUUUACGUUUUAGAUCUGAAUUUACAAGUGCUGUUGAAUUAAAACAAGUUGCACAGCAAGAUGUUGAAAAACAACGAUUUUUAGUUGAAAAAGUUUCAUCUCAAGUAGCUACAGCUCAUUUUCAACUUGUUCUAUCACGUGAUCAAGGUUUUAGUGGACGAAGGUUAUUUACUGUAGUCCCAUUAAUUAAUCAAUAUCCUAUAGGUUCAAUUCUUCUUGAAAAUCCAUAUUAUGGUUUAAGAAAACCACCAGAUCAAUCUUGUUCAUCAUUAUUAUAUGUUACCAAUUUAUAUAUCAUGGGUGAAGUACUUAUUUUAGAAACACUUAUGCUACUUCAUUGGUGUCAAAAAAUGAAAUUAACAUUUACAAAAUGGUCUGAUCCACUUUCUCGACAAUUCUAUGAAAAUAAAAUUGUUCUCGAUCUUAUUAAAGAUAUGAUGCGUCUUGUUAUGGAUGAACUUACAUCUUCAUAUAAUUAUUCAUGUUCAGUUCAAUCAAAUAUAUUUAAUGCUAUGUUUAUUGCUUGUACACAUGAUGGUUAUGUAUUACGCGAUGGUAUCCCACAUAUGAAUGAUAUUAUGCUGUUGCUGAAAUGUUACAACGACAAGAACCAAAUGUAA
Rotaria sordida is the source of this 765-nucleotide messenger RNA. The record is from the annotation of a GenBank genome assembly. NCBI's taxonomy places the organism in Eukaryota, Metazoa, Rotifera, Eurotatoria, Philodinida, Philodinidae.